GUAAAGGCUUUCUUUUUCAAACUUUAUAAUCCAAAUAGUUCUACAAGUUCUCAAUUGGAUUUAAAUUUGAGUUCUACAAUACCUAAUCUAAAAUUGGAAUAUUAUAAGUUGACAUCUACCAAGUACUAUAAGAAGAUGUAUGACAAGAUGCUCCAUCUUAUUGGAAUACAGAAUUAG
This is a messenger RNA of Funneliformis geosporum, 177 nucleotides long. Lineage: Eukaryota; Fungi; Glomeromycota; Glomeromycetes; Glomerales; Glomeraceae. The record is from the annotation of a GenBank genome assembly.